AUGGCGUUCCGAGGCGACGGCGAAGUCAGUAGAUGUGCUGGCGAGAACAGGGUGCGGGAGCUCGGAGAGACAGGUGGCCGAAAUAUUAGCGUCCCCCGUUACCUCAAGGGCUUCGAUAAGGUGAAUUCGCCGCGCUUUAAGGAAAUCCUGGGUUGUGCAUUCGUCGUAUACGGUGUCGAUCCGAUACGAGUACUUUGCGAAGCCGGUGUGGGACGUCGUGGCGACGAAAGACUUCUUGAGGUUCUGAUCCGUGAUAUGGACAGUGUCCGCCUUGUUGAUCUAGGAUUUGACCCUGGUUGUUUCCAAUGUUCUAAACGUCGAAUCGUCUGCGAUAACACCGAGCCUGCUUGUAUCAAGUGCCAGAAGAAAGGAAUCGAGUGUUCAGGUUCAGGGCGGAUUCGGUUCUCCAAUGGAGUCGCGCAAAGAGGAAAGCUGAAGGGCUGCUCCAUUCCGGUGGCCGAUGUCUCGCCCGAAUCUGCAUUCGAGACGCAAAGACAAGCCGCAGCUGCAGCUGCAGCUCCCCGCACUAUCAGAUGGAAAGCCGACCAAUCAAGGGAUGCUCGGCGCAAGAGCGUGAAGAGACGCGAAAAUAUAGGUGAAAGAGGGGUGGCGACACGUGCCACUGAGUACAACAAUGAUGCCCCAACCCAAGAGGGGACUUCUAGCCCCUCCGCGGUCGAGGGAAACCAGGUCAUACUUGCCUGCCCUAGGGACCAACUGGCCGAUACCCGGGAGCAUACCCAGCUCAUCAUCAACGAGGCAGAUCCGAUCGAUGAGGCUGUCGAGGAGGUCGUAGCCAUUGAACGGGCCGUGGACCUAGCCAUAGCUCCUGUUUCAAAUUCUCCUGGCCCCAUCCACCCUUGGAUUGCGCCUCUCUCUCCACAAGCUCGCAUGCUCAUGUCACACUUCGCCGAUCAGGUUGCUCCAGUCAUGGUCGUGUUGGACAAUGUCUCCAAUGGGUACCGCGAUGUCUUCUUACCCCUUGCCUGCGAGGAUGAACUAUUACGGACCGCUAUUGGAGUUGUUGCAAGUCAACAUUUGGCUUUGUACAAUCCGAGCUUCCAGAGUGCGGCGGACGAGGGCCGCGCGGUCAUCAUUUCCCGGCUCCGUCGAGACUCAUUAGAAGCCUCACCCGACCGGGUAUUCAACCUAUCCACGUGGGCUACGUUGAUCGUCCUGCUUGUCGGAGAGACUAUCACAGGAAGCUCGGAAUAUAGCCACCUGCUACAAACACUGAUGUGUCUAAUCCAAAAUGUCGGACAGAUAGCUCCAUCUGCAGCACGCGACUUCCUUACCCAACAAAGCCAUAUGUUUGAAUUCUUGGGCCAGCCCCUGCUAGGAGAGGCUCAUGGCGUUCAGGCUCUGCGCUUGCCGCUGGAUCACUAUUUGGACUGGACAUAUUAUGACCUUCCAUCAGAUUCUGAAUACCACAAUCUCCUCCAUUUAUCCAGGAUGGCUUUUAUUAAAGCUUCACAAAUUUACCUUGGGCGAGUGACUUCGACUCGAGAUCAGUGGGAUCUACUGGAAGAGUUGAAACAGCUCGUUUCUCAAAUUGACCCCGAUCAAAUGGGAUCCCACGCUCUGGUAUGGGUGUGCUUCAUUGCCUCGGCCGAUAGCCGUGAUCCAGAACAUCGCCGGUUCUUUGUCGAUCGGAUGAACCGGGUCUUUAAAAAGACUAAAUUCCACAACAUCUCUGCCGGAAUGCAGUGUCUGCCAGCAAUCUGGUCGCAACAAGAUUCGGGUCGAUGGACUCAAAAUAUUUCCAAGCUAGCUCCCACUUUGAUCAUGUGA
Messenger RNA from Penicillium daleae, 1791 nucleotides. Its product is annotated as Zn(II)2Cys6 transcription factor. The record is from RefSeq and is a predicted model, not a curated record. NCBI's taxonomy places the organism in Eukaryota, Fungi, Ascomycota, Eurotiomycetes, Eurotiales, Aspergillaceae. Bases 1 to 1791 code for a protein of 596 amino acids. The transcript is spliced from 5 exons. Gene Ontology annotation, molecular function: transcription cis-regulatory region binding; zinc ion binding; DNA-binding transcription factor activity, RNA polymerase II-specific. Gene Ontology annotation, cellular component: nucleus. Gene Ontology annotation, biological process: positive regulation of transcription by RNA polymerase II.